UGUCUCUGGUUAGUAGCUGUCUCUCGUUAGUAGCUGUCUCUGGUUAGUAGCUGCCUCUGAGGGUAUAAUAGAGGGAAUGAAAGAGAAGGAAAUGAUAGACAGGAAUAAAGAGGGGGAAGGGAGAUAUUUUGAAACUGACAGAAGUAGGUUGACCAACAGUCAGUUUUACAGUUUGGAGAGAGAGGGAGAGAAAUGAGAGAGGAGAAAAAUAAAAAGUGACUGCGAGAGAGAUCCAGAGACACUUGGGUAAUUACACAGAGAGGAAUAAGAGGGGCUUGAACGUGAAGUAGUGAAAUCGGGUCUGUGUGUAUAUGUGUGAGUGUUUCGAUAUGGAGUUGGAGCCUGUUAGCCUGUGUGUGUCUAAGCCAGAACAAGGGAAGAGUCGUCUUCUGAAGGCUGCGUUGGGUGUGUGUGUGUGUUUGGGCAUCGUUCUUCUGCUUGCUCUCAUAGUAGUCUCCCAGAGAGCCAAUCCGGAGGAGUUCUGCUUGACUCCACAGUGCGUUGAAGCAGCUGGUUCUAUCCUCAGUAAGAUGGACCGUGCUGUCUCUCCCUGUGAGGACUUCUAUAGGUUCUCCUGUGGCGGCUGGCUCAAAGAGAACCCAAUACCAGAAGACUCCUCUUCUUAUGGCAUCUACCCCUGGUUACGCCAACAAGUUGAUAUCAGACUCAAAGAUUUACUGGAGUCCAAGUCUCCUUCAGAGGAAAUAGAAGCUGUUCGGAAGGCUAAGGUCCUCUACCGAUCCUGUAUGGACGAAGCUGUAGUGGAGAAGGUAGACUGUGCUCCCCUGCUGAAGCUCCUACAACAGUCAGAGUUCCGCUGGCCAGUCCUGGAGGGUCUCGGGAGGGAAUGGCUCUGGUCACAAGAGCAAUGGGACCUCUUAAAAACAUUGGCACUAAUUAGGAAUCAACAUGGCAAGAGUGUUCUGAUUCGCUUAUUCAUCGCCCCUGAUGACAAGAACUCCACCCACUACAUCAUUAAGUUGGACCAGGCAUCUCUGUUUCUCUCCAGAGAAGAUUACAUCACCAACACCUCCAGUGCUCAGACUUACCGUAGCGCCCUCCUGAACCUCAUGGUGGACAUAGCAGUGAUGUUAGGAGCACCACAGGAAGCAGCCGAGACUCAGAUGAAAGAUGCCCUGACCUUCGAGACCAAACUUGCUAAGAUUGUGAUUCCCUUUGAGAACCGGACCAGUGAGAACUUGUACAACAGAUACACCAUCUCCCGUUUGCAACGCUCUGUACCACAGUUUGACUGGCUGUCUUUUAUAACUUCAAUAAUAGACUCAGCAGAUGAAGGUUUGUCUGUGUCUUCCUCUGAGCCGGUGAUCGUCCGCACCCCAACUUACUUCAAACAGCUGUUUAAACUCCUCAAUACUACUGAACCAAGGACAGUGAGUAACUAUGUCAUAUGGAGGACAGUAUUCUCCAGAAUCACAUCUCUCAGUCGACGCUUCUUAUACAGAUACCUGGACUUUGCACGGGUAACCACAGGAACAACUUCUCUAACCCCUCGCUGGGAUAAGUGUGUGAAUUACAUUGAGAACACCCUGGUGUAUGCCACUGGACGACUCUUCAUUGACACACACUUCCAGGAAGACAAGAAACACAUGAUGGAGGAGCUGAUUGAAGGGGUUCGCUGGGCGUUCAUCAACAUGUUGGAACGAGAGAAUGACUGGAUGGAUGAACCGACCAGGAAGAAAGCUAUAGAAAAGGCCCAUUCAGUCCUGGCUAAGGUUGGUUAUCCUCAAUUCAUCCUCAAUGACACCUACAUCAACGAAGAUAUUAAACAGCUGGUUUUCUCUGAGGAUGACUACUUCGGUAAUGUGAUGCAGACAUUGCGUUUCAUUGCCAAAUCAGAUAUCAUCUGGCUGCGGAGGGGUGUCCCACGUACUGAAUAUACUGUAUUCUGCUUGGAUGUGAUGUCACUGUGUUACAGAUGGUUCACCAAUCCCACAACAGUCAAUGCCUUCUACAGCUCCUCCACCAAUCAAAUACGGUUCCCAGCUGGAGAACUCCAGAAACCUUUUUUCUGGGGGCUGGACUAUCCUCGGUCUUUAAGCUAUGGAGCCAUAGGAGUGAUUGUUGGACAUGAGCUAACACAUGGAUUUGACAACAAUGGCAGGAAAUAUGAUAAGGAUGGUAAUCUGGACCAGUGGUGGAGCAACGCUUCAAUCUCCGCCUUCACUCAUAAGACCCAGUGUAUGAUUAACCAAUACAACGGCUACUACUGGGAAGAGGCGGGGCUUAAUGUGAGGGGGAAGAGGACUCUAGCAGAGAACAUUGCUGACAACGGAGGGAUCAGAGAAGCUUUCAAGGCCUACAGGAGGUGGAUUGAGAACAGUAGAGGAGGAGUUGAGGAGCCGUUACUUCCAGGACUUGGACUGAACAACAAUCAGCUUUUCUUCGUCAGCUAUGCACAUGUACGCUGUAACUCCUACCGACCUGAAGCAGCUCGAGACCAGAUCCAAAGUGGAGCACACAGCCCCCCAAAGUACAGGGUAAUUGGGGCAAUGAGUAACUUUGAAGAGUUCCACCAGGCAUUCAGUUGUCCUGAUUCAUCGAUUAUGAAGCGAGGGGUUGAGUCCUGCCGUAUUUGGUAGAGGAGGCCUUAUAACCUCUGACCUUUAAGCCCAACCCCAAGUUCCUCCCCUCCCAUCGACCAGAUCUUCAAGUGUUCAGAUGCUGAAUCGCAUUCAAACCAAUCACUGUUCUCUCUCUCAUUCAAACCAAUCACUGUUCUCUCUCUCUCAUUCAAACCAAUCACUGUUCUCUCCCAAAUCUGUUCUCAUUCAAACCAAUGUGUGUGUGUGUAUAAUGUGGUAUCUUGAUGUAAAGAGGUUCAUGUCAAAACUUAAGCAUUUAUUAACUUUUGUUGUUGUUUAUUGCAAACACAAAAACGACAGGACAUUAAUAACUUGGUCAAAAGCAAUUCCAUUGUUCUAUAAGUGUUGUUAAAAGCAGUCUUAUUUAAAGCCUCAUAUCAGCCACUUCGUUUCACAGAGAGACUUGAAUUGAACAUGUCUGUCUACAGGAGGUGUCUGUCUUUUUAUUUCUUCAUUUUUUAUAUUAAGCCUAUAAUAAACAUAUCCUCAAAAAACACAAGUAAUUAUGAUUACAUCUUAAAGGAACAAUGUUUAGAAUUGAAGGAGCUAUGUUUAGAUUUGAAGGAGCUAUGUGUAGAAUUGUUUUAUUAUGUUAUCAGACAAUAUCUAUAAUAUUUCUUCUGUAAAAGAGGAAUGAUAGCAAACUGUCUAUUGGUCUAAUAGAUAAGUGUGCUGUCCCUCUCUUCCAUUGACACCACUAAGAUAUGUGAUAUCCUCCUCUUUGAGCCCAUUGAUGAACAAUAGAACAAAAUAUACACCCAAUUUUGAUUUUAGAAAUCACAUAUGAACUUAAUACUACUGGAUUGGGAAGAGUCAGUUUCAAUGCAAACUGUUGUUACUGUAGUUCCUUUCCACAUUCCACAUUCUACAUAUUGUUCUUUACACUACAUCUGAUAUACUAGAGGCCCAUGGUUUACAUCUAAUAUACUUUGGGCCCAUGGUUUACAUCCAAUGCAGUAGAGGCCCAUGGUUUAGAUAUAAUAUACUAGAGGCCUAUGGUUUACACCUAAUAUAUUAGAGGCCCAUGGUUUACAUCUAAUAUACUAAAGGCCCAUGGUUUACAUCUAAUUUACUAGAGGCCCAUGGUUUAAAUCCAAUACAGUGGAGGCCCAUGGUUUACAUCUAAUACAGUAGAGGCCCAUGGUUUACAUCUAAUAUACUAGAGAUCCAUGGUUUACAUCUAAUAUACUAGAGGUCCAUGGUUUACAUCCAAUACAGUGGAGGCCCAUGGUUUACAUCUAAUACAGUAGAGACCCAUGGUUUACAUCUAAUACAGUAGAGUCCCAUGGUUUACAUCCAAUACAGUAGAGGCCCAUGGUGUACAUCCAAUACAGUGGAGGCCCAUGGUUUACUUCUAAUGCAGUAGAGACCCAUGGUUUACAUCUAAUACAGUAGAGGCCCAUAUUUUUUGAAUACGUCUAUUUCUUUCACUGUGUUAUCACUGGAACCCAUUACUACUUGCCAUUAUUUCUCUAUAUUACUCUAUUAAUUAGAGAUUCUGUCAUAUUACAUAAUUUGGUCAUGGAGAUAUCCAAACCAGUCUAACUGGAAUUAAUAUCUUAGAUUCGGGUUAGGUUUAGGGUUGAUGUGAGGCAUUUAAUUAAUUUAACUGUUAGAAAAUAUAGGUGUGAAAGGCACAUUCUACUUUAGAAAGUAUCUAGUUGAACCUAAAAUAUUGUAAUAUUUGUUAAGUAUAAAUGCAGUGCAUACAUAUUGUUCAUCAAAUCCCAGUACAUGUAAACAGAUGAUACGUGUUUCAAUUCUGGUUUUCUUGGAACGUCUUGCCAUUUCUGAUUAAACAACUGAUCUAAGUUCCCUUGAGAAACUGAUUAACAGCUGAUCUAAGUUCAACCAUAAAUUGAUUAACAAGUGAUUUAAGUCCUAUCAUCAACUGAUUUCCGACACUGUAAGGAUGUGGAUUUACUGCCAUUAAUUUGACAAACUAAUUAAAUAAUUUAUUCAAAACUGUUUGUGUAGAUGAAAUCUUGCAGUGCAGGUAAAAUAAUCAAAUGUACUGUUUUACAAAAUGUCUUAUUACACUGACAAUAGUUGACCAACAUGACUGACUUUAAUCACAUCAUCAGAAGUAAAGUCAUUUUUUAUGUUGUAUAUUUCACUUAGCUCAUGUCUAUGCUAGCGUGAUUUUAUGAUUAAUCAGUAUAAUCAGUUUCGUUUUUAUCUAGUUUCUUUCGAUUACUGUAUAUCAUGGAUGGACAAUGCAUUGCUAAUUAACAAACUUACAGUAAUGUCUGUGUUUUGAAUAA
Molecule: messenger RNA, 4867 nt
Organism: Esox lucius (northern pike)
Lineage: Eukaryota; Metazoa; Chordata; Actinopteri; Esociformes; Esocidae
Gene: phex
Product: phosphate regulating endopeptidase homolog, X-linked
Exons: 22
Coding region: 312-2600 (762 amino acids)
Biological process (GO): protein processing
Cellular component (GO): plasma membrane
Molecular function (GO): metalloendopeptidase activity
Source: RefSeq, a predicted model, not a curated record